GUACCUUGUACCUUUAUGACAUUGUUUGAAGUUGUUUAUUGCAAUAUGACAUAGAUAAGACCAAAUGGAAAGCAGUACACUAGCUUAUGUGACUUGUUUUGGAAAAAUAUUCUAAAACUGUUUUCAUAUUUUUUCUUGCAGAUAUGGAACAUUCAAACAUUUGAUCAACAUUUUCCUAUAAUUGUAAUUCAUCAUUGGUAACAAUGAGUGGAGCACGUAACUUAUGUGUUACUUUGUAGCACAUUGCGAAUUGUUUCAAAUUGGACACAUCUCGGAAGGUGUGACUUGUGCGCUACUACUAAGGUGUACAGAAUGGGUCAAACGCGCUCGGGUCUCUCCUACUCCACCCCGGCUCCAGGCAAAGCAAAAUGGAAACCAAUUGAGACAGCCAAACAACUCCCUAUCUGCAGGUUUACCAGUGAUGAGCGAAGGGGUGACCGGUUUUACAGGAAUCGGAUGAAAACGACAAAGUUGCCUUCGCCAGGCACAGGUCAACCGGAGGUAGGGCUGGUAAUCGGAUCUGGAGAUUCGGAAACCCUUCGUGGUCACGAGCAAGGAAAGUUGUUGAGCGGCCAGACAGUGUCGGAGGUAGUGGAUUACACCACCCCGGUCGUCGAAUACCCAUCUGCAAUUCAUUAUGAAAAGAGUCAGGCUCUCGACAGUGACGUUGUGAGCAAGGGAGCGGCCGACUCUUCCUUCGAUGCGACGGGCUUGGAUACACUGGCCAGAGGAUUCGACAGAACCCGCUGCGCAGUUACGCAGCGCAGCGGCCCAGAAACAACGGGAGAGGACUAUGUCUGGAAUGCCCCGGCUAGGGCCAUGGAAAACAAGCCAUUCGGAUUUGAUAAACAGGGUCGGGUUGCCUCCGAGGUCAGGGUGGUAUCGGGGGCUGUACCACCGGAUGGUUCAGUCCAUUGGCGCAUAUCUGGGGAGGAGAAUUUAAGACUGACCCUGGCAUCACAGAGCGUGCGUUUGGACGAACCUCUGACAAGUGGCGUGUCAGAACCGAUAGGGUGUGAUAUGCCACACACAGAGGUAGAAAUGACCAAAUCGAACUUUCUCACUGCUUCUUGUGAACCCGAAGCAGUCAGGAAAAAUGAACAAAGCAGUUGUCCCGUGGAGUCGGGGAAACAGGAGGACCCCUCGAUUAACUCUCCAAAACAGCCACACGGACAGGUCCAAAGUCCACUUGGUAGCCAACGUUUCCCCGGUACUAUCCCAAAGCUUAUUAUAACAAGAGAUCCAAGCCCCAGUCGGACCCAGGAAACACUAGAUCCAAGGACCAUGGAAGUCGGAGUCGGUGGAUCAUCCUUGGAUCCACACGCCGAUGAUGAGUCCCCCUGCUCGGACAGUGGCUGCGGAGGCUCCCCGGCGCUAAUGCGCUUUCACCGAAAGCUCUCCAACUCCUCCUCCGCCGGCUGCUUGUCCUCUGCCUCGUCGUUUGAAGAGUCCGAGGAUGACUUCACCGGCAGCGACAUCGAGUCCAGCCUGUCCCCAGUCAUUUGCAACAUGCUGGGCAGCCCAGACGAAGGCAUGGGGGUGAGUGUGCCGUUCUUUUCUUUUUUAAUGUGCGUAAAAUGUGGUGGAGGUCUGCUGACUAGAGGUUUAUCUUCUGUAUGAAGUUGCAUACAAAAACACCCAGUAGUAUUAUGUUAAACUCUUUGGCUAUAAUCGGUCCUAAAUGUUGGCUAGAAGUGCCAUGGAUGGGCACAUACUUAAACACACAUAGACCUAUUGUUUACUUUCUGCAAACAAAUAAAUAAAGAGCAUUGCACACUCUCUAUAUAUAAUAAUAUGCCAUUUAGCAGACGCUUUUAUAUAAAGCGACUUACAGUCAUGCGUGCAUACAUUUUUUGUGUAUUGGUGGUCCCGGGGAUCGAACCCACUACCUUGGCGUUACAAGCGCCGUGCUCUACCAGCUGAGCUACAGAGGCUAAUAAAACUCCCUGUGAUUUAUUGGGUAAACUACCAACAUUUCAGCAUCACUGUGCCUUCUGGAGGUUUACCCAAUGAAUUACCGGGAGUUAAUAUAGAGUGUGCAACUCUAUUUAUUUUUAUAGCUUGCAGUUUAUUCGCCAUUAGUCAGCACCUCUACACAAAAUAUUAUCACUGGGUGUAUGCCAGCUCAUGCUUUCUAUUAGACUACUUUCUGUAAACACACACACUUCCAUUGUACAGUUGUAGCCUACUGUAUGCUCUCAUGCUAUUGAUAUAAGGCAUAGUCUUUUUCAAUUUAUGCAGAAGAGAUGCACAAUGAUUGAAAUGAUGCCCUAAUGGGCAGAGCAGACAUUCACUGAUAAUGCAUGUUCCAGUACCACAACCCCAUUGUUGUUGAUUUACAGACUGCAUGUCAAUAACACACACACACACACACACACACACACUCAAAAUCACACGUUGGAGACUGAGGAAUUCACAAUUCUCUAUGUCAAUGUUUGUGUCAGAUCUUCUCCUAGCUAAUAUAUCUGUAUCUCACACUUCACACACACAAAGCCGCCAAGCCCAUGUGCUCCUACCACAGGGUGUGUGGUGAAUAUUAGCUCAGUGGCUGCUUCAAGGGUCAAAUAUUUGACCCGCUGACAUAUAUAUGUCGUUUUAGCCUGAAGGAAUUUGGAGUGCAAUUGUAUUUACACAUAGAUCAGUAUGGUGUAAACAAUAUGGUGGAAAUCAGCUGGCCUAUCAGAGGGCUAGGUGAACCUGUGGUGUCGCUUACAUAAUACACCUAAGCCAAUAAAUAGGGCGUUUAUUGGUGAUCAGUGAACCUUUGACUCCUGAGUGACUCUUUACCCAUGACCCCAACCACUAUGACCCUUAGCUGUGAUUGUCACUAAUGAGCUCGGCUUGAUGAACACAGGGUCAUUUGCUGAACCCCAAGUUGUUCUUGUUUUGUCCCGUGUAUGAUCCAGCUCUAACCUUUUUCAGUGGUAAAUGAUGUUUCCCUCCGCAGUCAGAGGCCUUUGAUGUGCCCUGA
Molecule: messenger RNA, 2971 nt
Organism: Coregonus sp. 'balchen'
Lineage: Eukaryota; Metazoa; Chordata; Actinopteri; Salmoniformes; Salmonidae
Source: the annotation of a GenBank genome assembly